Octodon degus (degu) is the source of this 1450-nucleotide messenger RNA. RefSeq names its product H6 family homeobox 2 (gene Hmx2). Gene Ontology annotation, molecular function: RNA polymerase II transcription regulatory region sequence-specific DNA binding; DNA-binding transcription factor activity, RNA polymerase II-specific. NCBI's taxonomy places the organism in Eukaryota, Metazoa, Chordata, Mammalia, Rodentia, Octodontidae. The record is from RefSeq and is a predicted model, not a curated record. Gene Ontology annotation, biological process: regulation of transcription by RNA polymerase II. The transcript has 3 exons. Gene Ontology annotation, cellular component: nucleus. Bases 114 to 935 code for a protein of 273 amino acids.
CUGGGUAGAUUCCUGUAGGCCAGAGCUAGAGGUCACACCAGAGAACCACAGAUCACCCACUUCUCCUUGCCUGAGUUUGGAAGUGGGAUUGGGAGAAAGAGGAGGCAAAAAGGAUGGGCAGCAAGGAAGAUGUGGGAAAGGGGUGUCCAGCGGCCGGUGGUGUCUCCAGCUUCACUAUCCAGUCCAUCCUGGGCGGGGGCCCCUCGGAAGCACCCAGGGAGCCCGUCGGCUGGCCGGCCAGGAAGCGCAGCCUGUCCGUGUCCUCGGAGGAGGAGGAGCCGGACGACGGCUGGAAGGCGCCGGCCUGCUACUGCCCAGACUCGCAAGGUCCCAAGGAGCCGGGCCCCAAGCAUCAUCCCCCCAUCCCUUUUCCUUGUCUGGGUACCUCGAAGGGCAGCGGAGGGGCUGGGCCCGCAGGCUCCGACCGUACGCCUUUUCUCUCCCCUUCGCACUCGGACUUUAAGGAGGAAAAAGAGAGGCUCUUGACCGCAGGCUCGCCCUCGCCAGGGCCUGAGCGGCCGAGGGACGGCGGCGCGGAGCGGCAGGCGGGAGCGGCCAAGAAGAAGACGCGCACCGUCUUCUCGCGCAGCCAGGUGUACCAGCUCGAGUCCACCUUCGACAUGAAGCGCUAUCUGAGCAGCUCGGAGCGCGCCUGCCUCGCCUCCAGCCUGCAGCUCACCGAGACCCAGGUCAAGACUUGGUUCCAGAACCGCCGCAACAAGUGGAAGCGGCAACUCUCGGCGGAGCUGGAGGCGGCCAACAUGGCGCACGCGUCGGCACAGACUCUGGUGGGCAUGCCGCUGGUGUUCCGGGACAGUUCGCUGCUGCGUGUGCCGGUGCCACGCUCCCUCGCUUUCCCUGCACCGCUCUACUACCCCAGCAGCAACCUCUCCGCCUUACCGCUCUACAACCUAUACAACAAGCUCGACUACUGACUUGACCGCUGGCUGCGAGUCGCCUGCAGCCACCUGCUCUUGCAGGGCUCCAAAGCAAAAGGGCGUGUUUCCAGAAAUAUUAAGAAAUACACCAUGUGUAUUCAUUAUCUCUUAUUUAUGGGCUCUGCCCUACUUCUUUGUUUCGUUCGGGUAUUUAUUGGCAUUCCGCAAGCCAGGUCGCCUGCUUUCCACCAAACCAAUGCGUUUUGAAAACCUUUUUUGGAGGGGGCUACUCUUGGGUCAUAGCGGGAAAGGCAAUUGACCAGAUGGCUUUGGUUAUUGGGGGGAAAAAUUAGAAAACACCAACAAAAACAGAUAUACUUCUUACUCAUAUACAAACCUGGAUAUAUGUACACCCACUCACACUUGGCCAAACCAAACCUUCUGGGGCUUCGGACGUUGAUCCAAUCACCUCUUUUCGUUUCCUUCAUCCCGAGGAUGGGUAGGGGCGAAAUGGGGAUAGUUCCGAUCUGUAAAUAUUUUAAAAGAAAAAAAAAUAAAACAUUUUAAACAUC